Molecule: messenger RNA, 1955 nt
Organism: Triplophysa dalaica
Lineage: Eukaryota; Metazoa; Chordata; Actinopteri; Cypriniformes; Nemacheilidae
Gene: ing5a
Product: inhibitor of growth family, member 5a
Exons: 8
Coding region: 92-847 (251 amino acids)
Biological process (GO): regulation of DNA-templated transcription
Cellular component (GO): nucleus
Source: RefSeq, a predicted model, not a curated record
UCAGCCUAUAGCUGAGGGGUGUCUCAUUAAUUAUUCAUGACGCGGCCGUGUUGUUCCACAUCACGCUUGCGGGCGGAGGAGAAAAACAUACAUGCAGGAAACGGAGAAGAUUGUCACCAUGGCGACAGCGAUAUAUCUCGAACAUUACCUUGAUAGCAUUGAAAAUCUGCCCUGUGAGCUCCAGAGAAACUUCACACUCAUGCGGGAGCUGGACAACAGAGCUGAGGAAAAGAAAGGGGAAAUCGAUAAGCUUGCUGAAGAAUACAUCUCAAAUGUGCGAAAUCUGGCCCCGGAGCAGCGAGUGGAGCACCUGCAGAAGAUUCAGAAUGGCUUCAGCAAAUGCAAAGAAUACAGCGAUGACAAAGUUCAGCUCGCCAUGCAGACAUAUGAAAUGGUGGACAAACACAUCCGCAGGCUUGAUGCUGACCUCGCACGCUUUGAAAACGAGCUGAAGGAGAAGUUAGACGUCAGCGGCUACGAAAGUCCAGAGAACAGAGCACUGAAGAAGGUGGGCGGUAGAGGAACCCUAAAGGAAAAACGAGGGCCUAAAGGAAGAGGAAGGAAAUGUUCUGAUGAUGAUUCUCCCAAAAAGAAGAAAAUGAAAAACGGGCCUGAGUUCUCUGAAUCCAUCCUUCCAGUUCACCCAUCAGACGUUUUAGACAUGCCAGUGGACCCCAACGAACCCACAUACUGCCUGUGUCACCAAGUGUCAUAUGGAGAAAUGAUCGGAUGUGACAACCCCGACUGUCCAAUCGAGUGGUUUCACUUUGCCUGCGUUGACCUGACGACGAAACCCAAAGGGAAAUGGUUCUGUCCACGAUGCACCCAGGAUCGAAAGAAAAAAUGAGUUGAACAUUUGUACGUUGAGAGAUUAUGUUUAUAUAUGAAUAUGCGUAUAAAUAUGUAUUUUGUGGUAAAAUAGUAUAAUAUAUAUAUAUAUACUCCUUUAUAUGGCCAUGAUGAAAUAUAUGAGGGUCACAAGAAAACAAAGUUUUUAUUUUUUAAAGUACUUGAAAUGUUCCCAUUUUGUGUUGUCACUGUCUUUUUCAGACAAUCCAGGAUACAAUAUAUAUUUUUCUUUUUACUUGCUGAUCUAUGUAAUUUUCAUUGUACACUUUUAUUUCUGAAGCUUCAAGCAUCCAAACUAACGCAUGAAAUGUUUUCGAGCACUCCGCAAGUCGUUUAGAGCUAAUUUUCUAAAGAAUUUACUUGGAACAAAGUUUUAGAAUGCUGAAUGCAACCGAUGUUAAAUAUAUAAAAGUUAUUCUUUUUCAGGGAAUUUUGCCUGGACUUCAGUUAGAAACUCCCCUUUUUGUUAGAGCAGAACAGAAAUUUUAAAAUGCAAAUGUGAGAUUUUAUUCUGUUUUAUCACAUAAUUGCAAACUUCCAAAAUCAAAAGAGACAUUGUGGGACAUAAGUGCCGUCAUUUGCAUGUUUUUCAUUUUGAGUUGAACAAUCAGAUUUCACUCCAUUCCCCUUUGGAGAUCAUUUUGUUUCCAAGUAUCUUCUACAGAACUCCGAGAGAUCUGAAAUGAAGACUACUGCUUUUCAAAGUACAUCUGAUGAAAACACAGAAUGUGGCUGCAUUGUUGUGUUCCAGUUGUGAAUGUUUAAAAUCAUGGAUAUUUGGCAGUAUCUGCCAUGUGUCUUCAGCAGCUUUCAUGCACUUUUUACACGACCAGACUCAAGUGGCACUCGGAGGUUCUGCUGUGUAGUUCUACAGUCAUGAUGCAAGAAUGGAACGGGACUCUGUUGCAGUUUUUAUUGCGACCUGCUGUAAAGGUCAGAAAAGAAACCCGAGCUAUUGCGAUGGCACAAAAAUGUGAGAUGAUCUACCAAAGUGAGAUUAAGUGGUGAUAGCAUUUGUUUUAAGCUACACUGCUGUUGUACUCUUUUAAUUUCCAUGAUUCUAUAUAAAUGUGAUCCAAAUAUAAAGCAGAAUAUUAUGUGUGUAA